Magallana angulata is the source of this 1685-nucleotide messenger RNA. RefSeq names its product carbohydrate sulfotransferase 1-like. Gene Ontology annotation, molecular function: N-acetylglucosamine 6-O-sulfotransferase activity. The record is from RefSeq and is a predicted model, not a curated record. The transcript is spliced from 5 exons. Gene Ontology annotation, biological process: N-acetylglucosamine metabolic process; sulfur compound metabolic process. Lineage: Eukaryota; Metazoa; Mollusca; Bivalvia; Ostreida; Ostreidae. Bases 278 to 1462 code for a protein of 394 amino acids.
CAUCAUGUCAGCCUCUAGUAAAUACAUUUUCACUCACUUCAGACGUGCAUUUAAGCUUAAUUAUGUAGAUUUGAUGGUUAAUUGACAGACCAUUCAGCUUCCUAAAAAGAUGUAUCUCGAUUGGUACAUUCAGUAGUAUGAAAAACAAACACGUUGAUGAUAUCGAUCAAAAAGAAACACAUUGAUGAUAUUGAUCCUUUAACUACGAUUCACGGAUCCAAACAUAAGAUUGCUUGUGAAACAGUAUUCGGUAGCAUUUGAUAGACAGCAACUGAGGAUGGGAGUUAUCAUACCCUUUCACUAUUACAGAAGAAGAAAGGUUUUCAUUACUGGUUGUACCAUCAUUUUCCUCUUCAUCAUCAUCUUUUGCAAUGACAAAGCGUUUACUUAUACCAAAGAAUAUUUGGAAUCAUUGAAAAAACGGCAGUCUAGGGCAUCGCUUGGGAUUAAAAACUCGACAGGGAGUGGCCCCGUGCCUGUGGUGAUUUUGACGUAUAUGAGGAGUGGGUCGUCGUUUUGUGGGGAUGUAUUGCAAACCAGCGAUGACGUCUUCUAUCUAUUUGAACCACUGAGGAGUGUUCAAUUUCAUUUUAGAAAUAACAGUGCAUUUUAUUACCUUGACGACAAAAAGAGGUCAUACACAAAUUUUCUUGAUUUUGCAGCAAUAUUUCUGAAUGAUAUAUUGAGAUGUAAUUUCGAAAAUCUGCCUCUCAUUUUCUUCUCUGAUUGGUUUUUGAACAAAGGGCAUAAAUCAAAGGAAUUUGUUGCAUGCAUGAAUAAAAGGACUGCAACCAAUACCAGUGAAAUUUCAGCAAUAAGGCAAUGCACCCCGGUGAUGAAACGUAGCUGUCUGACCUCCAAACACAUAAUUAUCAAAACAAUACGCAUUCCUUUGACAACUUUGGUUCCUCUUGCAGAAUUAUUUCCAAAAUUAAGGAUAGUUCAUCUCUUACGAGAUCCACGAGCGACAUUGUAUUCUCAGUCUUUCUUCGGUAUGGUGAAUAAGGAUACCUCUCAAGAAUAUGCCACAAUGUUUUGCCGUCGAGUAUACGAUGAUCUUACUACAGCGAAACACACUUCAUCAUUACAGUCAAGUCGUUAUUUUUCAAUUUCGUACGAACAUUUGGCCAAAUAUUCGCUCGAGUCGACCAAAAAUCUUUACAAUUUUCUUGAAAUUGAUUUCAACGCCAGUGUAGUAUCACGACUAGAGAACUUAACAAAGGCAGAGAAAACUUGUGACGAAUCAGAACUGUGUACAAAGUCCACCAAUUCCAGCGCAGAAGCCGAUAAAUGGCGUCUCUCUAUUCCAUACAGCUUCGUUCAUACAGUGGACAGUGUUUGUCACAUGUUGUACAGCAUAGUUGGAUUGCAAAGCAUCCCUGAUGAGUAUCAUUUAAGGAACUUGUCGUUUUCCUUGAAAAGAAAGAACAUUCGCGACUUGGGCGAUUUCAGAUACGUAUGACAAUAGAAAUUAUCAACUUUUACGUAUUGGAUAUCCUCACAUUUUCAUACGUUUGUCAAAGAAAGCAUUUUCAGAAAAACAAUAAAUUACUGCAUCUUCAUCAACAUGUGCUUGAUUUGGUUAUUUUUACUACCUUAAGUAAUAGGAAGUAAAAUAUUUUUUGACCGUAAAUAUCAACUUAAAGGUUUUGGGAAAUAAAAUAAAUUUGAUGAGUUUUGGCACA